AUGCCAAGCACCAUCCGCCGGCAGAUGAAAAACGUGGUCAACAACUACUCUGACGCCGAGAAGAAAGUCAGAGAGGCCACCUCCAACGACCCCUGGGGACCGUCGUCUUCGCUCAUGUCCGAGAUCGCCGACCUCACCUACAACGUGGUGGCCUUCAGCGAGAUUAUGAACAUGAUUUGGAAGCGGCUCAACGACCACGGGAAGAACUGGCGCCACGUCUACAAAGCCCUCACGCUGCUCGACUACCUGAUCAAGACGGGCUCAGAGAGGGUGGCGCUGCAGUGCAAGGAGAACAUCUUCGCCAUUCAGACCCUGAAAGACUUCCAGUACAUCGACAAAGACGGCAAAGAUCAGGGCAUCAACGUGAGGGAGAAGAGCAAGCAGCUGGUGGUCCUACUCAAAGACGAGGAACGACUUAAAGGGGAGAGGUCUCAGGCUUUGAAGACUAAGGAGCGUAUGGCCCAGGUGUCCACAGGGGGCACUCAUAUGGGUUUUGGCCGAGGCUCAUCCCAGCCCAACCUCUCCACAUCCUACAGCGAAGAAUAUGGCAGAUCAGAGGGCUCUCCUGCCUCCUACCAUGGCUCUACAUCUCCUAAUGCUGGAUCAGAGUUGGAGCAGGCUAGACCUCAGACCAGUGGAGAAGAGGAACUACAGCUACAACUUGCCUUGGCCAUGAGCAGAGAAGCUGCAGAGCAGGAGGAGCGCCUACGUAGAGGUGAUGACCUUAGACUACAGAUGGCCUUGGAGGAGAGUAAGAAAGAAGGUCCAGGAUCAGCAAAGCUGCCCAAGAAGAAGAAGGAGCCGCAGUCCUCUUUGAUGGAUCUAAUGGAUGUCCCUGAGCCAGGUGCCAAGGCUGACCCUUGGGGGAUGGGGGGUGGAGCUGGAGCUGGAGCUGCAUCAGCAGACCCGUGGCAGCCUUAUGGAUCUGCUCCCAGACCAUCAGUGCCAGCAGACCCAUGGGCUGCUCCUUCCUCAUCUCUGCCCGCCGUGAAGGCCAGCGACCCCUGGGCAAACUCCAGUCCUGCAUCGGACCCCUGGGGUUCUGGAAGUGGCCGCCCUAAAACCUCCAACACAGGUAACUUUGACCUGUUCAGUACAUCCAAUGGUACAUCCAAGGAAGACUUCUCAGAGUUUGACAGCCUGCGCUCUUCCUCCUCUGUCCCCACUGUCGACGGCGCCAUAACGUCCUCCCUUCCCUCCCAAGUCAGUCUGGCCAGUAGUGGCAGCCUGGACCUCUUUGACCCCCUCCCCACCUCUACUUCAAUGUCUUCAAACCCAACUAGGAAGACUCCAGAGUCCUUCCUGGGGCCCAACGCUGCACUGGUUAAUCUAGACUCUCUAGUGACCAAACCAGCUCAGCCGGCACCAGUCGUCAACCCAUUCUUGGCUGCCACAGGCGGCUCUGCUCCAGCUCCCACAGCUAACCCAUUCCAAGUGGGCCAGCCAGUUCCUCCUACCCUCAACCAGAUGCGCGUCAGCCCCAUGCCCUCUGGCUUCGGUAGCAUUGUGGAGCCGCUGCCCCUGUCCACCAUGCCCACCCAGCCUACCAUGGUCCCCCUGGCAGGGAUGGCCCCAAUAGGCCAUGGAAUACCUGGAUUGGGAGCGUCUGGGGUCGGUGGGAGCACAGGCAUCCCACCCACAAUGUCAAUCCCUCAACCACUGAUGAGCAUGCCCCCCCAGGCUGGGACGCAACCUGCUGGAACCACCAACCCCUUCCUAUUGUGAAAGGAUGACUCCGGAGAAAGUAUCGACUUCUUCUUUGCUCCUUAAGAAGCUUCAACAUGAACAAGGAGAUAUCUUAUCCCAUGUAUCCAUUUAUAAGUCACUCCCAGCCAGCUCCCUACUAAAUCACCUCCCUUCCUGACUCCUUUCUGCUCUCCUCCUCCUGUUCCUCAGCUACAAGCUGCCUCGUCUUGUGUGUGCCAGUCUGAUCCCUAUAUGAUGCUGGUGACCACAGAGAUUUUGCACCCAUGGACUUCAGAUUUUACACAGAGGUGGGACUGGAGCCAGAUUUUCCAUCCAUUCUUCCUCUUAUUCAGCUGCCUCCUCACUCUUUGAACCCCCCCUCUCUUUUGUGAUGGGGUGACAGGAAAGUCAGCCUGUACUAAUUCCCGGUUCUUAUCUCCUCUCUAGAACUAAUCUUUUAUAAGCCCUAUCAGCUGUAGUGUGUCUGUGUGAGUGGGUGGGUAGGUGGGUGGGUGCACAUCUCAGUGCUUUUACACUGUGUAUAUUCCAGUGAGUUUUACUCCAACACGCUGGAUUAAGGAUGCGAGAUGUGUUUAUACUCCCCGUGUGUAUGCUGUGUGUUACAAAGCAGGAAUUUUGCACAAUUUUUGCUUUUUUAUUUUUCAGUUUAGUUUUUCUCUCAGCGACUGUUGGACUCACCGUUACACCUUAGCUCACAGAAGUCUGAUUACAGGCACACUUGUACACUGCCUCGGCUCUCGGUACUACUCAGUCCCAACCCUUCACCUUGGACCUUUAGUCUGACCUUCCACAUGAACUUUGGCCCCUGAGAGGUCACAGACAUGAAACAUGAACUCUCCCUGCGAGGAAAUUAAAUGUUCUUUCUGGUCAUAAAAGACUGCAGAAAAGCAUGACAAGAUGUUUUUUUUUUUUUUUAUGUAUGUAUGUAUGUGCUCAUAUGCAGGCGUGCUGUUAUCGCUUAGAUACUAACAGCCACAUGUUGAAGCCUUUUCCACUGCGGCUCCACCCCGGUCAGCGUUUUUAGAAGAGAGGAUGAAAAGAGUCAGUAUUUUCUGAAUGAAACAAGUUGAUGCUUUGCUUUUUGGAGCAAUCGCUUUUUCUUUUGAGGUUUCUAGGGUCAAAGGGAAGAGGGAGUUUGUGUAAGUGUGCAUUUAGCUUCCAAGUGUACUUAACCAGGUAAGUUUAUUUUCUUCUUUUUCUUGCCCCCCUCCAACCCAAAAUAAAACAAAGGGCGGUUUAGUUAUCCCAUUAGCCUUAAGUUGGUUUGUGUCGAAAAGGUCUGAGCUUUGUGGAGAUCCUUUAGCUCAGCUGGAUUUUCUGUGGUUAAUCUCCCCCUUAGAGCGUCUGCCUGACACACGCAGACUCCAACAGGACUAUUGAUAGCACAGGGGAAUCCCACAGCAAACAGCAACGUAAACAAUCUGCGGUUUCUUCUGUCGUCCUUUUAUUUGUUAUUUACUGGCUAGAAAAAGCUGUGCAUCAUCUUGAUUCUGUAAUUUCUCUUUUUUUUUUCUUGUUUUGUUUUUUUUGUUCACCCUAUGGGUAGGUCAUGUUACUCUCUUCUCUUAGAAGCACAACUGUUACCGAAGUCAUAGCGACUGUAUUUUUUUUUAUUUUUAGUGGAUGAAUUUGGAAAAGUUAGGUCACACUUAAUUAGCGUUACUUAUUUUUUUUUAUUUUUUAUUUUUUUUGCUGUUUAUUAAAACUCCAGAUUUAAGAGGUUCUAUGAUGAGAUGUUUAUUUUUAACUCUGCUCUAAUUGACAGCUAGUCAAAUGUUUUGUUUAAUUAAAGUGUUACUUUUUGGGGGAUUAACAUUAGAUUUCCAGAAAGCAAGUAAAGCAUCCCUGUUUCUUCUGCUGGUUAUGAAAAGUGGGUUGAUGAGUUAUUGCUUAAAAUAAAAUGCACAUCUUUUUUAGAUUCUUCCCCCCCUUUUUUUUUUUUUUUUUUUUUUUUUUGUUAAAGGGACAGUUUAUGUUUGUGGAUCUGUGAAGUUUCUACUAGUAAUAGUUUCCCUUAUGCAGUAGAUUUGUAGAAAACAGAAGAAAGCCUUAUGGCUCGUAAAAUGAGACCCACUCCCCAAUUUAACUGAUUUUAGCCAUUAAAAUGAAAUGAUAUUCAUAUCAAUAUAACAGCCACAGCGAUGCAUGGCGUAUCUGUGCUAAAGUUGAGCUCAUGGGUUUGCUCUAAUCAUUUCUCAAAUAGCUGUGAGACCAGAAAAUAAAAAAACAAAAAAACACAGGACUGAAACAUCAUCAUUAGCUUUGCACACAAAAAAAUGACUUAGACAUUUCCUCCAUUCCUUCCUGAUGAGUACACUGACUGGAUCUUUACUUCCCUGUAGAAACGCCAUGAUGGCUGAAAAACUGACCGUUGAACGUCAGCAGGUUUGAUUUGAGGGUUUUUCCAAGUAUGGAUCAUAAUGGGUAAAGAAAAUAUCAUUUGGAAAAAAGAGUUUCACAACAGUUUUUGAUCCCUAAAUGAUAAAAUAGGAUUAUUUUUUUUAAAUAUAAAUGAUUUUUUUUUACUUCUGUCACUGGUUGGAUUCACAUUUCUGAUUUUUUUUUUUCUGGAAUUUGUACUAAGAAAAGUGAAUAAUGAAUGACAAGCUUUGCUAGAAAGAACAUGUUUUUUGGUGGAUAAUCCAGGCUAGAUUGGAUAUGUUAAAUUGUGAUACUUCUUUAAAAUUUUGAUAUAAAGGGCAAAAAUUAGAGAAACUGCCUUUAAACCCACCUACAGACAAAUGCCAUAGAGUUGUGCCAUUAUACAUCUAAUUUGUGGCAAAUUUUUUUUCCACCCAUCAGUCCAGAACUGUCAUAGAAUACAGAAAUCAGUCUAGAAAAGUGUGGAAAGUGACUAAAAUCAGUUUUAAUGCGAGUCUCCUCUGACCAGCUGUUAUCUUAGUUCUGCAUCUUUCUACUUGGGGAUCUUUUACUGUUAACUUCACAGAAUUCACUUCAGAAUGUCUAAACUGUCCCUUUGAGUUUUUUUUUUUGUUGUUUUGUUUAUAUCCCGUUCAGUUUGUUGUUUGGUCGCCUCCUUGUGGUGUGACGUGCUAUGUUGGCUUCACUGCAGAACCUAGGAUGUUUCCACUGAAUGCAGACAUCCCAUUUCUCUCAGGCAAAAAGGAGAAGCUGCUCCAAGUGUUUAUGAUACGGGAAAUGGCAAUUAAGGUUUUUUUUAUGCUCAAAUGAAAGGAUGUGAAACGUACUUCCAAACCAGCAAAAACGUUUAAUCUCUAUAUAAAACAUUGAGUAAGAAAUGAAAAGGUCACUAAUAUAGUCUUUAGGAAAUACUAAUAACCAGUUCCUGCAUUCUCAGAAUUGUAGAAAAUCAAAAUGUGGUGAAAACAAGGAGGGAAAGGCUUUUCCUUAUUAAAUGAACAAGGUAAAGCAUAUAGUUGGUCACCUUUUUUAUUCUCUGGCAGCAGAUUUCCUCCUUAAAGUGAAAAAGUAUCCUGUACUGCGAGCGCCUCUUUCAUCUACUAAAUCAGCUUUUUUUUUUUUUUUUUUCAGAGGACUAACUGACUUGGCUGUCUGGGCUUUAUAUGCAUAAACUGACCCUUUUUAUUCAUGUCUGACUAGUUGCCCUUCUCCAAGUACUGGGAACAGACUGCUUGUUUUUUUUUUCUGGAUUUGUGCUCUACCCGUUGGCAUUAUAACUGUAUAAUAUAAUUUAUCAUUUGUACUAUUGUAACAUACUGUUCUUCUGUAUACCUUAUUAUUCUGUGUAAUGGGUUUUUGUAGGAAAAAAAAGACUUGGUAUUUUAACGGCCUCUAAACAAGCAAAAGCAGCUGGUCGCACCCUGUUGGAUGAGGACAACUGUAGUUGCAUUGGUUCAAAAAUAAAAUGUAUUUCACUUCAUCUCUGUAUCUUUUGUUGUUGAUUUUGA
Molecule: messenger RNA, 5597 nt
Organism: Cyprinodon variegatus (sheepshead minnow)
Lineage: Eukaryota; Metazoa; Chordata; Actinopteri; Cyprinodontiformes; Cyprinodontidae
Gene: epn2
Product: epsin 2
Exons: 9
Coding region: 1-1725 (574 amino acids)
Biological process (GO): endocytosis
Cellular component (GO): plasma membrane; clathrin vesicle coat; endosome
Molecular function (GO): phospholipid binding; clathrin binding
Source: RefSeq, a predicted model, not a curated record